Messenger RNA from Harpegnathos saltator (Jerdon's jumping ant), 4236 nucleotides. RefSeq names its product forkhead domain 102C (gene fd102C). Gene Ontology annotation, molecular function: RNA polymerase II cis-regulatory region sequence-specific DNA binding; DNA-binding transcription factor activity, RNA polymerase II-specific. The record is from RefSeq and is a predicted model, not a curated record. Gene Ontology annotation, biological process: regulation of transcription by RNA polymerase II; cell differentiation; anatomical structure morphogenesis. Lineage: Eukaryota; Metazoa; Arthropoda; Insecta; Hymenoptera; Formicidae. The coding region runs from base 669 to 1967 and encodes 432 amino acids. The transcript has a single exon.
CUCGGGCUCCUUUUUCCGCGGCAGGUCCCGCGCCGGGUGCUGCGCCGGGUCCCGCGCGUUCUCGCCCGCGCUCGGGUAACCCAGGCUCCCCUUCCCCGCGGCCGUGUUUGCAGUGCGUGGUGGGUGUUACCCGGCGUCGCGCCCGCGCCGCGAGUGGGGCGAAAGCCAUCGGCGAGGCGGUCGCACCGGCGAGAUCGUAAAUCAUGACCAGUCGGCCGCUCGGAGCGCAUCGUGACAAACAGGGUGAAAACUGUUGGAAAACAGGGAGCACCGCGGUCGCCGCGACGUUGCCACCCCCGGAGCGGCGUUAAUUCACCACGCUUGGGCCUCGCCGACCACGGCUGUUGAGCGCGCGUACCGUGUACCCGGUGGUACCGUACAGUCCGGCUGUUACGGCGGGUUAAGUCAGUGUUUCCGCGAGCCGACACACACGUACGCACACGUACACACGUACACACAGUGCCUCUCGACUUGACUCCGUCAGUCUGCUCCGGUCUGCUGGGUAACGAUCCGUAUGACCACGUAACGGGCCCGAACUCGAACGAGUCCCUCGUUGACGACGCCAUCGCGACGGCCGCUCACCUGGUCCGCGUGUCGCUCGCGUGAGGAUCAAACCGGCACAGUGUCGAUCUCAAGGAACAGUUCGCUCUGUCCGAUCGGCCGCGGCCAUGUGCAGCAACGAGAGCCCGCCGCCGGCGAAGGAACCGCUCGCCGUCGGUCUGGGUAACCCCAUGGCCGGCUUCUUGCCAGGCCUCGAGCACUAUCGGCUGCAACUGUACCACUACGCGAUGGCGGAGCGACUGCGACUGGCACAGCAGCUACAUCCACAGCACCCUGGUGUUGGCCACCCGCCGUCGAGCGCGUCGACUUUAAGCAUGAGCCCGGGUUUCCCGGCGCCGUUGCCGCUGUACCCGGCAGCAGCCGCCGCCGCCGGAUAUCCUGGCCGGUUGGCGCUGUCGAUGGCGUUGCUGCAUCCGCAUCACCAGCGAAUACCGGAGGAGCCCAAGCCCCAGCACAGCUACAUUGGCUUGAUCGCGAUGGCGAUAUUGUCGUCGCCCGAGAAGAAACUUGUGCUAUCCGACAUCUACCAGCACAUACUCGAGCACUACCCAUACUUCCGCACUCGCGGACCCGGUUGGCGCAACUCCAUCCGGCACAAUCUUUCGUUGAACGACUGUUUCGUCAAGUCCGGUAGGAGCGCCAACGGUAAGGGUCACUAUUGGGCGAUCCACCCGGCGAAUCUCGAGGACUUCCGGCGCGGUGACUUCCGCCGGCGCAAGGCACAGCGGAAAGUACGCAGGCACAUGGGACUGGCGGUGGACGAGGAACCGGACAGUCCUAGCCCGCCACCAUUGCCGGCCACCCCGCCACCUCCGGCGGCCCUCGGACCCCCGGUGGCCACGCAACCGAUAACCGGCCUGUGGACGCCGCAUCAUCAUCACCAGCAGCAGCAGCAACAGCAGCAGCAACAGCAGCAGCAGCAGCAACAGUCACAUCAACAGCACUCCUUCCAGAGCCAGUCGCUGCGGCAGUCGUCUUUCCAGCCGUCGAGAAAACGGCAGUUCGACGUGGCAUCGCUCCUGGCGCCGGACGAUCAGCAACACCAGAUUGUGGAGUCCGAUCCGACCAAGUCGCGGCGCUUUAGCUGCAGCGAAGACGAGCUGCACGACCUACCGGAGCCUGAUCAGGACGAAGAGGACGUCGACGUCGACGUGGUCGCUGACGCGAACGCCUUACCGUCGCCGGGCACGCCGCCGUCGGUCAGCCCGGACUCGAAGAUUUUGUCGCCGACUGGCCAUUGGAAUCACCAGAGUGUACAGAGCGGCGGCGGCGGCGGCGGCGGCGGCGGCGGCGGCCAGCAGCAACAGCAGCAGCAACAGCAACUCUCGGCUGUACAUCUUCACAAUCAUUUGCACGUGAGGAACUACUACAUACCGGCCAAUUCCGCCGGCGGCUCCAGCGUCUAAUGACGAGUCCGAGCCAACGAGCGAGUCGGUUCGCACAGUUCGCAGGUAGCUGCUCGUGUUGUCUCGUGUGCUCACGUUCUUUUGCUCUGGACCCUGGUCGUCCUGUUCCCCGCGGAACGACGACGUUUCGCGUGUUGAUCUUGCGCCUGUACGAAAAUUGUCCUGGCUGUCAUCAGACGCAGGCCAGAACCCGAUUAGGAUCCCCAAAUUUGUCCCGAACUUAGUGGCUCGGUCGUGAUACCAAUUGGGGAUCCUAUUUUGGGGUUCUCCAUUUGGAAUCUCGGGAUAAAGUAUUAUGGGAAUCCGCAUUUAUCUUUCGCUCGAUUACGUUUGUACAUUUUUAUUCCGUCAAGUAAGGGGUCCGUUUUUACAGCGACUAUCGAAUUAUCGGCGGAAUAACAAACGAGGAAAUUUUAACGUAAAGUGGAGAUCAGGAAGAAUAUUGGGUGAACCUUGAGUUAGGUCGCGUUAUCGCUUAUUCUAUCUACGUAGACUCUACGUAGAUAUCUCUCGCAGUCGGGCUGGAUCCUAAUUAGACCCCAAGACAUCUUCUAUGGGCAGCUGAACACUGCGGCUUUCUCUCGGGGGAAAGAUCGCCUUGCGAGAGAAUGUUGUCUCUCCACGACGGAGAGAUCGGUGUUCGCAAGCGCGGGGGAAAGCCUUUUCGGAGUUUUCGGAGGAAGCAUGACGAUCGAGUCGAAAGCAAGAUCGAAAGUACACGAGAGCGUCCGUAAAGGAUAUUCUUUAAGCGUCUCCCCGGAGGACUCGCAUCGUCCGCGGCGCUUAGCACGGCGUUUUCGCGCGCACGCAGGGAGAAUAGACCGCGAGUGAUCUCCGGAGAACGGACUCGGCGGAAAAUUGGCGGCCGAUUGGGUGCCUCGGGUCGAAGUCGGGCCACGAGAAAAACAGAUCGAUCCGUCGCCGAUUGUGUCUCGAGCGUCACGGGAGCCAGGUGUCUGGUCUGCGCUCGACGAAAUGGCGUGCGUCCUUGCGUUCGUCGCUGCGACGGAAACGCCGCGCGGCUGUGACGCGAGAUUCUAGUCCGAUCGCUCAUCGUUUCGUUGAGACGUUUCGCGAAGGGAAAAGGGGAAGAGAAGAGGCAUUUCCUGAUGCCAUUCGCAGCGUGUCGCAAACGUCGUUGGGAAGCAUCGUCGUGUCGCAGCGACGGAAUUAUCGGAAUCCUUCCAUCGCGCCAUCGGACGAUCUCCGCGUGCUUCUGUCCGUCGAUUUUCGUUCGGCCGCUCGACUCGAAGAAGCUCGACCCGCGCCGCGCCGGUCCCGAGCGCGCUUUUCAUUUGUCUCGCACAAAAGUCACGUAUGGCGCGUUAUCUCGGUCUCGAGGAAUUAGGCGACUUCGUCUAGCGUCGAUCGGAAUACGGAUCAGUAAGCGGGCGGACAACGUGGAAUUCUCGAAGGACGUCCUACGGAUUUCCGAAAACGUCCGGAUUUUUCUCGAACAUUUCGAUUUUGCUUUCAAGUUGCCGUCUUCCGCAAUCUUUGUGCGAUCCUCACGGGCCUGACAGCCCGCUUACACCUCUCGCUUACCCCGAUGAAUAAAUGAAUCUUGCACGCGGAGAACGGCUGGCUUCUCGCCCGACGCACGACCGAGACGCACUUCUCUCUCCGAGCGUCGGAGAUCAUUUGAGUCUGGUCUGUUGAAGUCGAGUCCGGCGAUUUGGCGCGAGCUUCGGUUACGCGCUCCGGAACUUAUACGUGUACUAUAUAGAUAGAUGUCUAAGAAAAAAAAAGUAUGUAUAUAGACCGGAGUUCGACGGCAAAAUCCCAACGCGAAACUUUCCCUCGAUCGCGGCGCGAUCGGCCGAUGGCGAACUGCGCGACGAUCGACGCGAUCAAUCUUGCACCGGCGGACAGCGGGAAAAUUUCAUCCCAAUUAGAGAGAAAGUCCUGAUUUAAUCUCAAUUAAGGAGAAACUUGUCAAUAUAUAUAUACAAACUUUGGCCGUCCCAGGCCGCCAAUCAUAAGCAAUUUUGCUGUCCAAACGGAGAAGCAAUGUUUUAUCAAUUUACGAUAUUUAUUGACAUUAUAAUAAUAUUACUUUUAUGCACAGUAGUGUCGUUAUCAACGACACUCAUUAUAGAGUUUGGUUCCUGGACGAUAAUUAUCAUUUGCUUGCUUGUGAUUGCGAAGAUCCCUCGUGCCGUGUGCCGUGUCCAGUUGGGAUUCUACCGGCGAAUUUAGGCAUCUUUGUAAAUAUGAGAAUCACGCGAGCGAGCGAGCGAGCGAGCGAGAGAGAGAGAGAGAGAGAGAG